AACAUGUGCAACUGUUUGCAGCCUUCUGUUGGUGGACUUUGAAUGAACACAACUAGGAAAGAGAUCGCCACGUCUUAAUCGUUUUCGACACUUCAUAGUUUUCGAGUUUGCUGAAUAAUGGAUCAUAUUUGAAUGCAACUCAACCAACAUGUAGUGUUAGGGCGAAUCAAAGAAGAGUCACCGAUGGUGUCUUUACUUAAUUUCAACUCAUCAUGUCUCUUCGAUAUUUUAGUCUUGUCACAAUUUUCAUAUUGCCGACUGGUAUGUCACAGCUCUCCGGUGACCCGUUAAGCUGCGUCAAUGAAGGUGAAAGGAUUGAAAUUCCAAGUAUAACAGUCGAUCCAUGUAUUUCGUGUUUUUGUAAAAAUAAGAAAGUUGAAUGUGGAAAAGAAAAAUGUAGAUCAAUGGACGAUUGUGCUCUUGUUAUAACAAGUUUGGGUUUAGAUUGCUGUGAAAGGUGUAAAGGUUGUUUUUUAAAUGGUGAACGAUAUGAAAGCGGAGAAACAUGGACGUCGAAUGAUGAUGUAUGUGAAAUAUUCCGUUGUCAGGAAGGCGCUGUGACGUCAUCAAAAAUACAGUGUUUUGUGCCGUGUACCAAGCCGAUUGCUAUCACAAAUCAGUGUUGUCCGGUAUGCCAAGGUUGUUCGUUUGAAGGAAAAAGUUAUAACAAUGGCGACACUUUCAGCGUGUACAAUGACGUUUGUGUGCAAUGCUCAUGUGAGAACAAGAACGUAUAUUGUGAGAAACAAUCAUGUCCUGUUCUCUCGUGUCCUCUGGAACAACAAGCAACUCAACAGGGUACGUGCUGUCCAGAGUGCACAGUUCGUCGUCGUGUUUUUGAUUUAGCAAAUCGUUGUUUGUUCCGUAAUUCAAUCUACUAUGACGGCGAAUCAUUUGAAGAAGAUCAAUGUACUAAAUGCAUUUGUUUGGAUGCAACGGUAAUUUGCCGACGUGAAAACUGUCCAAUAUUAGGCUGUGAAGAAAAGGACAUUAUAUUGGAAGCAGGGAAGUGUUGCCCGGAAUGUCUGGAUUAUACUUGUAGUGAAAAUAGCAAUAUUUACAUGGAGAGUGAAACGUGGUUUAAAGAAGACGACUCUUGUGUACAAUGUACGUGUAAAAGAGGAAAGAUAACAUGUGACCACAUACAAUGUGAUAACAUAGUUGACUGUCCGUAUGACCACACACUUACGAAGGGUGAUGGUGAAUGCUGUUACCGAUGUGUGGAAAAUAUGGGUGUAUGUACAGUAUUUGGGGAUCCGCAUUACAAAACGUACGACGGACGGCUCUACAACUUCCAAGGAACUUGCAAAUAUGUACUUACCUCAGAUUGCCAUGAUAACAGUUUCAUUGUCCGAGUGAAGAACAGUGCUCGCAACACUGCCUCCUUUUCAUGGACCAAGUCUGUUUACAUAACCAUUGGUGACUAUGACGUCACGUUUCACCAGGGGUUGAACGUAAGAUACAAACAACAUCCAAUUUCACUGCCAUUCGAGGAAUCAUCUGUGUUUUAUAUAGAAAUAAGAGAAAAUAUGGUAACAAUGACAACACGUUUAGGAAUGGUUAUAAGAUGGGACGGAGAUAGCUACCUUGAAGUAGUAAUACCAAUAUCGUACAAAAAUAAAGUCUGUGGCCUAUGUGGAAACUACAAUGGUAAUUUGUGGGAUGACUACACAACUCGUGGUGGCGUUGUUAAAAAUCAUGCCCCGUUAUUUGCCGAGACUUGGCGAAUUGGGAGACGCAGUGUCUGUGAUCGUCCAGAACGAAAACGCAUCAAAGGGAGAGACGAACACUGUGAAGAAGGUUCGAAAAGAAAAAAGAAAGCAGAGAAAAAAUGUCGAAUUUUACACUCCCGCGUCUUUGAUGAAUGCAAAAAAAGAGUUGACGUCGAGCAAUAUUACAAUUCAUGUGUAACGGAUAUGUGCGAGUGCACUGACGAUAGACAGUGUCAAUGUGAAGCCACCAUUGCCUAUCACAGGGCGUGCAUCAGGAUUGGAUUAGAUGUCAAUUGGAAACGGCGAAACGUGUGUAAAAUUGACGUGUGUCCUCGUGGUGCUGCAUAUGACAAGUGUGCCCCUGCUUGUCAGAAGACGUGUCAAUUCAGAAAUCGACUCAAUGAAUGCAGGGAAAUAUGCAGUCCAGGAUGCACUUGCCCAGAAGGUUAUGUUGUUUCUGCCAACACAUGUAUAAGACCAGAGGAAUGUCCGACUUGAGAUGGAUACCCGUGACUUCAUGUUUAAUUUAUUCAACACAUUUUAUAUACCGUUUAUUUAACGUGAAUUAUUAACGCCACCAACGUAUCGUAGCGGUACAAACAAUUUGGUCAAUUAGGGCGCUGUAUCGCCCACUUUUGAUGUUAUAACGGUUGACAGUUGCUGUUGUGUGUGACUUGUAACGGGUACCUUGCACCUAUUAGACGUUAUCGUUGACGUUUUUGACGUUACUUUAUUUGUUUAUACGAUAUUUUAACGAACAUUUCUCAUUUUAUUACACAUUUCAUGAAAAUGGAAGUUGUUUAAAUUAUAUAUGUAAGUUGUCAAUGUGAAUUAUAUAUAUCAAGUAGCGACAUGGACGCAUUUAUCGGAUGUACAUGUCUUCUGUCCUUAUCUGGUGUCGAUUUAUGGAAGUCACGACUUAGUAAACUAAAUGUGUUCUAUUUAAA
This is a messenger RNA of Saccoglossus kowalevskii, 2659 nucleotides long. It is a transcript of the gene cv2, whose product is annotated as crossveinless 2. Lineage: Eukaryota; Metazoa; Hemichordata; Enteropneusta; Harrimaniidae. Gene Ontology annotation, molecular function: protein binding. Gene Ontology annotation, cellular component: extracellular region. The record is from RefSeq and is marked provisional.